This is a messenger RNA of Centropristis striata (black sea bass), 1602 nucleotides long. RefSeq names its product tripartite motif-containing protein 16-like. NCBI's taxonomy places the organism in Eukaryota, Metazoa, Chordata, Actinopteri, Perciformes, Serranidae. The record is from RefSeq and is a predicted model, not a curated record. The transcript has a single exon. Gene Ontology annotation, molecular function: zinc ion binding. Bases 1 to 1602 code for a protein of 533 amino acids.
AUGUCUGACAAACAACCAAAGGACCCAGGAGCUGUCCUCUGUGACAUGUGCACAGGGGAGGACAGGAAACCAGCACGGAAGACCUGCAUGAAAUGUGAGAUCUCCAUGUGCGUCCAGCACCUCCAGACCCACCUCACCAGUACUGUGUUACUCCAAACUCAUCCUCUGACCGAGCCAAUGGCCUCAGGGGAUGCAGGCUUAGGUGGCACCACUAAAUGCCCCCAGCAUGGCAAACUCCUGGAGUACUACUGCUUGGAUGACAUGACCUGUGUGUGUGUUUCCUGCGCCAUUGAAGACCAGCACCGUCUGCACAAUAUGAAGACCUUCUCCACUGCCCACAAAGAGCUCCUGGCGAAGCUCAACGAUGCCAGUCAGCAGGCCUUACUGGUGAAAGUUGAUUCCCAGAGUAUGAGUCUGGAAAAGUGGGAUAAGAGUGAAAGAGAGGAGCUGGGUCGCUCUUGCGUGCGUCUCAUUGAGGCUGUGACUAACCUACGUGACAUCACCCUGACCAGUGUCCAGAGUUCAGUCUCUGCCCGGAUGGUGUCCAUCAAAACCAGCAAGAGCAGCAUGCAAGCUGCACAGCAGGAGAAGGACACCUUCAGAUUCCUGCAGAUGUAUUCUCAGGUGCAUCAGGAUGUGGAGAAGGCCAAGGCUGUGGAUCUGAGGAAAGGGUUGGAGCCUGGCAGUGAUCGGGACAAACUGGUUCAGGAGAUAACACAGAACGAGGAUAUAAUGAUGAAGCAGGCAGGCCAAUUCUGGGGAUCCCUGCUGACUCUGGUUGAUCCAGAGAACCACCAGGAGCUCACUGCUCCUUGUUCUGACCUGAUCUUUGACCCACGGAGCUUUGGCCCUGGCAUGUUGCUGUCCAAAGACAAAAGGAAGGUUUUCUACAGCAGUUGGCAGGGGCAAGGCUCUGCCACUCUUCUGAUCAGUAGCACCCAGGCAGUUCCUAACAUUCAGAGGUGGAUGAUCAGACUUUCCCCAGACUGCAACUGGACCAUUGGUUUAUGUGACAAACAGUCUGCAAAGUCUACAAAUUGGAAGGAUGGACAUGUCUAUGGUCUGUGCUGCAAAGGUAACCAACUUAGCUCUCUCACAACAGAAUAUGAUGAGGCAUUAGUCAGUUGCCCUCUCACAACAGAAUAUGAUGAUGCAGGUCCUUUGGGGCUGGUGAACAAUGCCAAGGUUACACCACAGAAAACACGCAGGGUUUCCUCUGCAUUAAUCUCACAUCUGGGCAGAGAGGGAAACGAGGCCGUACCACGACCUAAAAUGGUUGAAGUGAUUUGGAACUCCGUCGCCUCCUCGCUGUCCUUCUUCAGCAGAACUGGACAGCACCAGAGGGAAGAAAUCAUCACGAUUAAGAUGAGCCUCAACAACUGGGACCUGGCCCCCUUUGUUCAACUAGAACCUCAAUAUUUUGAUGGUAUUAAAGUGCAGGUUUGGAAGUGCGAAUGUGGGAAGACUUGCUACAAGAGCAACAGAGGAUACAGUGAUCAACGUUACGGCCACCCUCAACAGGGUAAUUCAGUCACCAAUAACUGUUCCUGUGGAGCAGUUAUUGGUGACGUAUGCAUAAAUGUGGUUUGUGAACUUCAGUAA